Messenger RNA from Pistacia vera, 3033 nucleotides. Its product is annotated as pentatricopeptide repeat-containing protein At5g01110-like. The record is from RefSeq and is a predicted model, not a curated record. The coding region runs from base 86 to 2239 and encodes 717 amino acids. NCBI's taxonomy places the organism in Eukaryota, Viridiplantae, Streptophyta, Magnoliopsida, Sapindales, Anacardiaceae. The transcript has a single exon. Gene Ontology annotation, molecular function: protein binding.
UGUGAUUAUUUUGAAAGAGUUGCUUUCAGACUUUCAGUUGCGGUAACCGAACUUAAACCCGUAAACACACACCUACACUUCAAAUAUGUCAAAGAUUCAGCGCCUACUUCUUCAGAAAUUCACCCUCACAUCCUCUCUCCAAACCCUCAGAACCCUGCACACCCUGCAAGCCUCUCGGAAUCCGUCAACUGAAUCAGUCUCAGAUUCUUUUUUGGUGGAGAAAAUAUUAUUCAAUUUAAAGCAAUGGAAUGUUAACUCUUUGCGUCACUAUCAAUUUCGCUUGAACCCAGUUACUGUAGUUGAGGUUUUAUAUCGUCUGCGUGAUAAUCUGCAUUUGGGUCAGAGAUUUAUUGAUUUUAUUGCCUUGAAUUGUGCUAAUUUUAAGCAUUCGUCUUUGUCUUUGAGUGCAAUGAUUCACAUUUUGGUGCGAAGUAGACGAUUAUCUGAUGCACAAGCUUUGAUUCUUAGGAUGGUUAGAAAGAGUGGUGUUUCACGAGUAGAAAUUGUUGAGUCUUUGGUUUCUACGUAUAAGAAUUGUGGGUCUAAUGAGUUAGUUUUUGAUUUGUUUAUUAGGACUUAUGUUCAAGCUAGGAAGUUAAGAGAAGGAUCAGAGGCCUUUCUCGUAUUGAGAAAUAAAGGAAUUUGUGUUUCUAUCAAUGCUUGCAAUAGUCUUCUUGGUGGGUUAGUGAAGAUUGGUUGGGUUGAUUUGGCAUGGCAAGUUUAUGCAGAGGUUGAUAGAAGUGGUAUUGAAUUGAACGUUUAUACUUUAAAUAUUAUGGUUAAUGCAUUGUGUAAAGAUCACAAAAUCGAUAGUACUAAGUUGUUCUUAUGCAAGAUGGAAGAGAAAGGGAUUUAUCCAGACAUUGUGACAAAUAAUACGCUGAUCAACGCGUAUUGUCGUGAAGGGCAAGUGGAAGAAGCUUUUGAGUUGAUGAACUCAAUGUCGGGAAAGGGUUUGAGACCGGGUGUUUAUACUUAUAAUUCUCUUAUUAAUGGUUUAUGCAGGAAGGGAAGAUAUGAGAGAGCAAAGGAAGUUUUGGAUGAGAUUUUGCAAAUGGGGUUAACCCCUGAUACUGCUACUUAUAACACACUUCUUGUUCAGAGUUGUAGAAAGGAUAAUAUUUUGGAAGCUGAAGAAAUUUUAGGUGAAAUGUCUCGUCGAGGUGUUGUUCCAGAUUUAGUUAGCUUUAGUUCACUGAUUGGGGUAUUCUCAAGGAGUGGGCAGCUUGAUCGAGCAUUAAUGUAUUUUAGACAUAUGAAGAGUGCUGGAGUAGCUCCGGAUAAUGUUGUUUAUACCAUCCUUAUAGAUGGGUAUUGUAGAAACGGCUUCAUGUUGGGGGCAUUGAAAAUGCGGGAUGAGAUGCUAGAGCAGGGUUGUAUUAUGGAUGUCGUUACUUACAAUACUAUUUUGAAUGGACUCUGCAGGACAAAGAUGCUCGCUGAUGCAGAUGAGCUGUUUAAGGAGAUGUUGGAAAGGGGUGUAUUUCCUGAUUUUUAUACUUUCACCACUUUAAUUCAUGGAAACUGUAAGGAUGGAAAUAUGACGAAAGCACUCAACCUUUUUGAUAUGAUGACUCAAAAGAGUAUUAAGCCUGACAUUGUGACAUACAACACACUGAUUGAUGGGUUUUGCAAGGUUGGUGAAAUGGAUAAAGCUAACAAGUUAUGGGCUGAUAUGAUCUCUCGAAAAAUUUUCCCAAAUUACAUUUCAUAUGGGAUUUUAAUAAAUGGAUUUUGCUGUAUGGGUCAUGUUACUGAGGCAUUCAGGUUGUGGUAUGAGAUGGUUAGGAAAGGUAUUAAGCCAACUCUUGUGACUUGUAACAUUAUUAUAAAGGGGUAUUGUCGUUCAGGUGAUGCAUCAAAGGCUGAUGAAUUCUUAAGUAAGAUGAUCUCAGAAGGGGUUGUUCCUGAUAGCAUAACAUAUAAUACUCUUAUUAACGGCUUUGUAAAGGAAGAGAAUAUGGACCGAGUAAGUGUUCUGGUUAACAAGAUGGAAAAUCAAGGACUACUGCCUGAUGUUAUUACAUACAAUGUAAUUUUGAGUGGGUUUUGUAGACAAGGAAGAAUGCAAGAGGCUCAGCUCGUACUUCGGAGAAUGAUUGAGAAAGGUGUAAAUCCUGAUAGGUCCACGUACACAUCACUGAUAAAUGGACAUGUCAGCCAAAACAAUUUAAAGGAGGCAUUCCGUUUCCACGAUGAAAUGCUACAAAGGGGAUUUGCCCCAGAUGAUAAAUUCUAAUUGGUUUCACUUGCAGCCAUUGGAAUGAUUGUAGUACCAAGUACUUCUUCGCAAGUUCAUGUUGCAUUCGUUUUGCAGCAUGUUAGGUAUAUACAGAGGUCAGAUAUCCGCACUUCUUAUUCUUUAUUUUAAUUUGUUAUGCCAUACCAUGAGCUUGAAUUAUCUUCUUGUAUCUUUAACCUUUCUGUUCACAUGUUUGCUCUAGAAGUGUGUGGAGUGUAUAAGGAAACCUUGAAGUCACCACCCUGACUUGUGUUAAUAUAUGUAAUCUGUAUGGUGGAGGUUAGAUCAAUUCUACCUUUUUGAUAAGUGUUCUGUUUUCAGUUUAGUUAAGCAUUUCGAUAGAGGUUUACACUUGUAUUCUGCUCUGCAGGUAAUUUAGAUUUUAAAAAAUUAACUGGAAAGUUAGAGGUAAAAUUAGUAUCAGUAUAGGAGCCAGUUUUGUUUUGCGAAUUACCUGAGGUGUCAUUGACUUGGAGAUUUAGGACCGUGAAGAGAAAUGGCAGGGCUAAUUAGGAGAGAAGAAGAAACAGGGAAUAGAAAUAAUAAAAAUGAGAAAGAUGGAAAAGAAAUUGACAAGAGUGAGUGUAGAUGAUAGGAAGAUGUAAUGAAGAUUGGGGUUUUUUUAUUUCUUAAAAAUCAAUUAUAGAGAAAAGAUACAACAAAGCAUAUUUUUAGUUACCCAAAAAACCAAAAAGAAACUUGAUCUACUUCAAAUCAGUGAUGUGAGCCUAUGGAAGGUCUAAUUUAGUACCAACCAUAAGAACAUAACAACAAAGAUCUAUGUCAAAUAA